GUGAUUGUUGUUGUUGUUGAUUGUUUUGGCCGAGUUAAAUUCUCGGGGAUGCUAUAUGUAUAGGGGAGAUGCUGCCCAAAUUUCUGUAGGCAAUUAUGAAUAAAGAUUGAAUACUUAAAGAUUGGAAAUUGAGAAUUGGUAAAUGUGACCAAUUGCAGAUUUUGGGCGAAACGGGAAUUGAAUUUGGAAAGGCGUAAAGAGCAUAUAAGGUACCGACGACAGGUUUGCUGAUCCGUCCGCUUAGGAUCUUAUUCUGCUAUUUUGGAGCGCUCCUUUAUCCGGAGCCUAUAUUUUGGUACAAUCUUCUGCUAUUGUAUAUAUGUACGCUAUUCAGGGGUACGACGGGGCCCUGUCCCAUCUUAUGAUUCUGUUAUGUUCUGUAGAGGUCUGUAGACAGACUUGUGUGGGUUCUGUAUAUGUUUUGGGUUGUUAUGAUCGGUGAUGGCCUUAUCGGCCUCUACGUGCAAAAUCUGUUCAUCUGUGAUAUUUAGUAGCGCCAACUAACCUUUAUAUUAAUAUAUUUUGAUAAUAUGUUGGUUUGGGUUAUUGGGUACGUUUGGGUGUCCAGCACGGACACUAGUCGCGGCCUACGGGGUUGGGUCGUGACAAAAGUGGUAUCAGAGCGGUUCGUCCUCGGAACGUCUACAGACCGUGUCUAGUAGAGUCUUGUUUAUCGGUGUGUUGUGCACCACACCUAUAAACAGGAAGCUACAGGACAUUUAGGGUGUUUCUUUUUUUGAAAUCUUAGAUCGUGCAAUAGAGCUGUGCUAUUAGGAUGAUUCUGUCCUGAUCCGUUGUUGUUUUUCUUUCAGUGAUGCCUCCGAAAAAGGCGACGGCUGCCCAGAAGAAAAAGGGCGUGGUAGGAGAGACCAGCCGGGCUCAGAAGGGUACUCGGACCCUUGCUCAGAUGAUGCGUGAUAUUGCGUCCCGGCCAGCAGACUCUGCUACGUCUUCAUCAUCAGAGGAGUCUGGGGCAGCUCCACCAGUAGCUCCAGAGGUUCCAGUACCUGAGCCUCCAGCUCCACAGCCAGGGGCUGAGGAUCGGGCUAUGAGAGAUGCGGUCCAGUUGUUGACCAGACUGGUAGCAGGGCAGGUUCAUAGGCACGGACUUGGGGAUGGUCGUGCAGACAGACGUGACAGUUCGAGAGCUCGUGAGUUCCUGACCUGUAAUCCUCCAGAGUUCUUCGGGACAAAGCCCGAGGAGGAUCCUGAGGAGUUUAUCAGGAAGAUGCGGCGCACGUUACAUUUGAUUAAGGCAUCUGCGACAGAGUCAGUGGAGUUGGCUUCGUACCGGUUGUAUGAUGUAGCAGCAAAUUGGUACGAGUCUUGGGAGUUAGCCAGAGGUGUUGGUGCUCCCCCAGCACCUCAGCAGCAGCAGCAGUCUAGCAGGCAUUCUUCCCAGUCAGCACAGAGCACACCUCCGCAGUUCUCAGGCAGGAGAUUUGAUAGCCCAGGGUAUUUAGGAGCAGGCCAGAGCUCCGGGGUUUCAGGUUCGCGGGUAGACAGGAGUUCCGGUCAGACGAGGCCACCCAGGCCUCAGUGUUCUUAUUGUGGGAGAUACCACCCUGGAGAGUGCUACCGUGCUACAGGUGCUUGUUAUUCUUGUGGCCGUCAGGGCCAUACUGUGAGAGAGUGUCCGUAUAAGGGUAAUUUGGGAGGUGCAGCGCAGCCUACCGGAUCAGUCGCUGGGUCAUCGUCUCCUUCGAUAGCCAUGCGCCCUGCGGGGCAGGGUACGUCGACAUCAGCAGGCCGCGGCAGAGGUAGUGGCGGGGCUCCCAGUUCAAGCGGUCCUUCGAACCGCAUCUAUGCCUUGACUAGUCGACAGGACCCGGAGGCGCUACCAAACGCGGAUACAGAUUUUGGGCGAAACGGGAAUUGAAUUUGGAAAGGCGUAAAGAGCAUAUAAGGUAUGUAAAGCUAUCCCGAUUCUUCUCUUGGCAUGUCCUAGAUGUACUAGGCUUGGAUUUACGCCUCGGGGAAUAUUCUGUCCAUCGGAAUCCGCGUUUGAAAUCGUCGCUUUUUCAUUCAAUAGAAUUGAAUUCCUUAAGUAUGCUUUGAUGAAAAAUUAUGAAAUUUUUUCCCAAAUUGCUUACGAAGUUAUGGAAUGUCCUAGAACCUUUGUAGGUGACCCCAUAAGCUUAAAAAUACGUAAUUUGAGCCCACCGCUUCAUUGGUCCCGAGGUGGGCCCACUAUUUCCAAUUUUACCCUUUAUGUGUCUAUGACUUGUCUUCGAGCGUUUUCGUUAGAGAUACUCUAACUACUCCUUUAUCUACUAAAUAAAAACUAUUUUAAAUAUUUCAUUAAGUCUUAUAAAUUGUUUUGAAUCUUGAAAACGAUCUCGGAUAGAUUAUGCCUCCGUAACCCGUUAUGACAUCUAAAUUUACUUACUAUGUUUCCGUCCGAUUUCAUUGAUUUGAUUUGACAUUCGAUAUGCCUCAUUGAGUCUCUGGAAAUAUAUAUAUGGUAUUUUUAGUGCAUUUAGUUUCUCACUACUCCGUUCGUGGAUGCCUCAAUGUUUCCCCCACUGAGCCCGGGCCAGGAUAUGUUGUCAAGCGUGAUCCUUUGCAUUGUUCGCCGUGCCUCGAUGUGAGGGGGCAGGUAUACGCGUACAUGGGUUUGUGGAGUAUGCUGUGCCAUGUACGCUUGUUCUGAUAUGAUUUGCUAUGGCCAUCUGAUAUGACAUAUUAUGUUACAGGGUUAUGCCCCUGUUCUGAUUCUUCUGUGUUGUGGCACCAGCGUCGGGAGGGUGGCCACGUUCUGUCUGCCGAGUCCCUUGGCAGGGGCCGGAUUUCAUGUGACAUAUGUUUCUGUACACACUCUGCAUGUUUUGAAAAUAUGUAUCUGAUACUUUGGGUUUUCUAUUUACUUUUUGUACGUUCUGUACCAGUUAUGAUUUUGUUUCUGUAAUUCAGGCUUUGCAUAUUCAGUACAUAUUUCGUACUGACCCC
Lycium barbarum (goji berry) is the source of this 2949-nucleotide messenger RNA. RefSeq lists its product as uncharacterized. Gene Ontology annotation, molecular function: nucleic acid binding; zinc ion binding. Bases 815 to 1879 code for a protein of 354 amino acids. Lineage: Eukaryota; Viridiplantae; Streptophyta; Magnoliopsida; Solanales; Solanaceae. The transcript has 4 exons. The record is from RefSeq and is a predicted model, not a curated record.